Messenger RNA from Nezara viridula (southern green stink bug), 315 nucleotides. Lineage: Eukaryota; Metazoa; Arthropoda; Insecta; Hemiptera; Pentatomidae. The record is from the annotation of a GenBank genome assembly.
AUGGAUCCAGGAAAUGUCUCAGGUAAAGGUGGUGGUGACCUUUCGGCUCCUGAGGCGGGAAAGUUGGUCUUGCAUCAUGACGUCAUCUGUCGGCGACGUCACAAACGUGAGUCAUUCGGCGAACAAAGAGCGAGUCUAGCCCCGCCUAGCCGCUGCAUCCUUGAUCGGAAUGGACAGUACAUGAAGUGGAUACAUGGAGUGGAUACAUGGCGAUGCCCUACAAGAAGGACCUAUCACAACCUCAAUAGUUGGAGAUUACGCUUCCGACACAGUGACCUAGUAGUUUCCUUGGCCGGCCUCAAGCGGGGCAGAUAG